This is a messenger RNA of Thunnus maccoyii (southern bluefin tuna), 4517 nucleotides long. RefSeq names its product macrophage colony-stimulating factor 1 receptor 1-like. Gene Ontology annotation, cellular component: signaling receptor complex; CSF1-CSF1R complex. NCBI's taxonomy places the organism in Eukaryota, Metazoa, Chordata, Actinopteri, Scombriformes, Scombridae. The coding region runs from base 168 to 3107 and encodes 979 amino acids. Gene Ontology annotation, biological process: positive regulation of kinase activity; cell surface receptor protein tyrosine kinase signaling pathway; osteoclast differentiation. The transcript has 22 exons. The record is from RefSeq and is a predicted model, not a curated record. Gene Ontology annotation, molecular function: macrophage colony-stimulating factor receptor activity; cytokine binding; ATP binding.
AAGGGAAGAGGGGACUCUUGUGUCAGCUCUGGAUGCGGGAAACAUCAAACCCAGGGAAGUUAUUAUACCCCUCUGUUAAGCUGAAUACAUCUUCAGAUCAGAAGAAGAGUGUUUGGUAGCACUCACACACAUCAACACUCAAACUGUAGGUUUGGAGUUGAUCCAGGAUGCAGUCCUGCCUCACACUGCUGCUGGGGAUUGUGGCCUCUGCUGCCUCAGUGGAAUGGAGGCGUCCGGUGAUCAAGUUCAACUCUAAGGUGGUGUCGAGUCCUGAGGUGGUGGUCAAACCUGGUACUUCUCUGGAUCUGAGGUGUGAGGGUAAUGGGCCUGUUAACUGGCAAACGAGGCUAGCCAAACACAGACGCUAUGUGUCCAAGGGCAAUGGGAAUGUCCGCACCUUAAAGGUGGAUCGUCCCUCUGCAGAAUUCACUGGAACAUACAAGUGUGUUUACACUGCUGGAUCACAGCAGCGUGAGCUGAGCUCCUCAGUGCAUGUGUACGUAAAAGAUCCAAAUCGUGUGUUCUGGACCAGCAGCACGUCCCUGCAGGUAGUGAGAAAGGAGGGUGAGGUUUACCUGCUGCCCUGCCUUCUGACUGACCCAUCAGCCACAGACCUGGGCCUCCGCAUGGACAACGGCACCACCGUGCCACCAGGAAUGAACUUCACCGUCUACCGGCACCGUGGUAUUCUUAUCCACAGCCUCCACCCCAGUUUCAACGCUGAUUAUGUCUGCACAGCCAGGGUCAACGGAGUGGAGAGGACCUCCAAGGCCUUUUCCAUCAAUGUCAUUCAGAAGCUUCGUUUCCCUCCAUAUGUCUUCUUGGAGACAGAUGAGUAUGUGCGAAUUGUUGGGGAAAAGCUCAAGAUUCGCUGCACCACACACAAUCCCAACUUCAACUACAAUGUCACCUGGAAAUACACCACCAAAUCGAAACCAACUAUAGAGGAGAAGGUUCGCUCCAGUGGAGAAAACCGGCUGGACAUAGAGAGCAUACUGACCAUCUCUGCUGUGGACCUCGCAGACACGGGGAACAUUUCUUGCAUCGGCACUAAUGAAGCAGGGGUGAACAGUUCAACCACAUACCUGCUGGUUGUAGACAAGCCCUACAUCCGACUGCUGCCACAGCUGUCUCCAAAGCUGGCCCACCAGGGUCUUUCAGUUGAAGUGAAUGAGGGAGAAGACCUGGAGCUCAGUGUGCUCAUAGAGGCGUACCCUCACAUUACAGAGCACCGAUGGCACACCCCAACAUCUCCCAAUACGUCCACACAAGAACACAAGUUCAUCCGAUACAACAACAGGUACCAUGCAACUCUGCAGCUGAAGAGAAUGAAUGCCCAGGAGCAGGGCCAGUACACCUUCUACGCCAAGAGUGACUUGGCAAAUGCAUCCAUCACAUUCCAAGUCCAAAUGUAUCAGAGGCCUGUUGCUGUGGUGAGAUGGGAAAACGUAACCACUCUAACUUGCACCUCAUUUGGCUAUCCUGCCCCCAGAAUCGUCUGGUACCAGUGUUUUGGAAUACGACCCACGUGCAAUGAAAACACCACAGGGAUGCAGAUGGCGAUUCCUCUCCAGGCUCCAACGGUGGAGGUCCAGAGGGAGGAGUACGGGGCUGUAGAGGUGGAGAGCGUCCUAACCGUGGGGCCGUCCAGCCGGAGGAUGACUGUCGAGUGUGUGGCCUUUAACCUCGUCGGCAUCAGCAGCGACACAUUUGCCAUGGAGGUUUCUGACAAACUCUUCACUUCCACUUUGACUGGAGCAGCAGGCAUUCUGGCCAUCCUCCUUGUGCUUUUGGUUUUUCUGUUUUACAAAUAUAAACAGAAACCAAGGUAUGAAAUUCGUUGGAAGAUCAUUGAGGCGAGAGAUGGAAACAACUAUACCUUCAUUGACCCCACUCAGCUGCCUUACAAUGAGAAGUGGGAGUUCCCACGGGACAAGCUCAAGCUCGGGAAGAUCUUGGGUGCUGGAGCUUUUGGGAAGGUCGUUGAGGCCACAGCCUACGGUCUGGGAAAGGAAGACAAUGUGAUGCGUGUGGCUGUGAAAAUGUUAAAAGCCAGCGCCCAUUCAGAUGAGAGAGAAGCUCUGAUGUCAGAACUGAAGAUCCUGAGCCACCUAGGACACCACAAGAACAUUGUCAAUCUACUGGGAGCCUGCACCUACGGAGGACCCGUGCUUGUGAUCACGGAGUACUGCAUUCUCGGCGACCUCCUGAACUUCCUUCGCCAGAAGGCAGAGACGUUUGUGAACUUUGUUAUGAAUAUGCCUGACAUCAUGGAGAAGUCGAAUGACUACAAGAACAUCUGCAAUCAGAAACAGUUCAUUAGAAGUGACAGCGGGAUCUCUAGUGCAUCCUCCAGCAGCUACUUAGAGAUGAGACCCAGCCAGCUGCCAAACAUGGAAUCAACUCCAGACUCUGUGUGUGAGGAGACUGGUGACUGGCCGCUGGACAUUGACGAUUUGCUGAGGUUUUCCUUUCAAGUGGCUCAAGGACUUGACUUUCUGGCUGCCAAAAAUUGUAUUCACAGAGACGUGGCUGCUAGGAACGUCCUCUUGACCGACCACCGAAUUGCCAAGAUUUGUGACUUUGGUUUGGCACGUGACAUCAUGAAUGACUCGAACUACGUGGUAAAGGGCAAUGCACGUCUGCCAGUGAAGUGGAUGGCCCCAGAGAGUAUUUUUGACUGUGUGUACACCGUCCAGAGUGACGUCUGGUCAUAUGGCAUCCUCCUGUGGGAGAUAUUCUCUCUAGGUAAGAGCCCUUACCCCAGUAUGGCUGUGGACUCAAGGUUCUACAAGAUGGUGAAACGUGGCUACCAAAUGUCUCAACCAGACUUUGCUCCACCUGAGAUCUACAUGAUCAUGAAGAUGUGCUGGAAUCUGGAGCCUACAGAACGUCCAACUUUCAGCAAGAUCAGUCAGAUGAUAGAAAGAUUACUUGGGGACCAACCUGAGCAGGAGCAGCUAAUUUACCAGAAUGUGCAGCAGCAGGUCACAGAGGGUGAAGUGUGUGAUGAGCCCAAGUGCUGCGACGGCCCCUGUGACCAGUCUUGUGACCACGAGGAAGAGGGGCAGCCUCUGAUGAAGACCAACAACUACCAGUUUUGUUGAAAGCCGUAGCUACCAAUCAAUCGAUAAAGCAAUCACUCAUUAACAAACAUCAGGAAAGUGGGAUCAGCUGUAGUUCAUGGGCCAAAGCGCGCCACAGCUUCUUCUUCUUCUUCUGCCGGACAGUCGCAGAGAAUCGACUUCACAGCUAUUUUUUGCCUGCCGUGCCUGCUCCCCAGACAGACAAGCAGCUGCAGCAAGCAUGUGACUUGCUUCUUUGCGGACCAUGACUAGAAAUUGCCACGUCUAACAUCGACUGCAGGCACGAAAGGAGGAAACAUGUCAACAAACCAAACAAGCAUCCAAAGCUGUAGGCCUACCUUAUCAUAAACUACUUACUCCCCCAUGGACUGUUUAUCAUUCUUUCCAUUUUGAGGUAUCUGUAUAUGAUUUGCCAGAAAUAAUCUGUUAGAGCAUAUCCAGAGGAGUUUGUCCUUAAUUACAUAUUGUACACUAUGUUUAUUAUUAUUUUUUUAUUACUGCCCUUGAGAGUGAAUGUCAUGUUUUUGUAGCGUUUUCAGUCACUUUUGUCAGCAGGUUCACUUCCUUUUCAUCAUUUUAUCGCAUGUAAGGUUUCUCAGAGGAAGCAAACCCAGCAGUCACAAACACUGGACCCGAAACUAAGCGAGCAACUCAUAUUUAUGUGUUGCAGCCAAGUUAGGUUUUAUUCUCUGAUCACUGUAAUUGAAUAUCCAAACAGUGCGAGUGUUUUUUCCCCGGGUUUAAACAUGCUAAAUUGAGCGUGGAGAAGGCAAAGAAUCAUCAUGUUGUUUUCCUCUCUGCGCUUUGGUCACAGCUGUAUUUCUUGUGACACACUUAGAGUAUCUGUCAGUUGGUGGUGGCAACAUGUGAUUGUUCCACUUCAAACUAAUUAAUUAUCCAGUGUUCCGUGUGAUUUAGGAGCAGGGAAUACAACUGAACUGAGCAGGGAAAUCUGUGGAUCAGUUAUGGAUCAAAUGAACAAUGUUUCAUGUUUGACAAUGUGAAAGUUUUUUUUGUUUUUUUUUGCGUGGCACAAUUUAAUCUUUUCAAUUCCUGUAGCGUUAGACGAAUGUUAGGAUGUAAGCUUCACUGAUGUCUAUAUGUAGCAGUCAGCCUACACUGCCAACUGUAUGAAAAUGUUAGAAUAACAUAUAAGCUAUGUGAGAGAUAAAGACUGCAAAUAUGUGUGACUUCAGGCAUUUCAAAUGUGCUUGCACCUGAAUGAAACACGAGUGAGAUGUCUAAUAAUGUAUAUAUCUCAUGAUGUAAAUCAAGAAUUAUCUUUAUUUUCGCUGAAAUGUUGUAGAGUAGUAAAUCAGUGUUUCAUACAUGUGUGUUUUCAUGCAAAUGAGACAAUCAAUGCAAAAGCUGCAAAUUAAAUCACUGUAAAACUGCAGAGGCGUUGAAUAAAGCUUUACCAUUGAAACUCCA